Messenger RNA from Eucalyptus grandis, 693 nucleotides. RefSeq names its product probable inactive poly [ADP-ribose] polymerase SRO5. The record is from RefSeq and is a predicted model, not a curated record. The transcript is spliced from 3 exons. The coding region runs from base 106 to 693 and encodes 195 amino acids. Gene Ontology annotation, molecular function: NAD+ poly-ADP-ribosyltransferase activity. NCBI's taxonomy places the organism in Eukaryota, Viridiplantae, Streptophyta, Magnoliopsida, Myrtales, Myrtaceae.
CUUAUUCAAGCAAAAAGAACUUUAAAUCCUCUCUCACUCUAUCGCAGACGUUAGGCACAUACACCGACCAACCUCCAUUUCUCUCGUUCCAGAAAUCAGUCUAGAAUGGCACACUAUACGCAUCAAUGUCAGUCACCCACUGAACACACCGCCACUCCUGAAGCAGUAGCUAGCAAAUUCAACCGUCCGGCGAUUGAUCUCAACCGUCCGGCUCAGGAUGAUCCGAUGGACAAUCAGAAUCUCAAUUCGUCUGUCUCCGAUUGCAAGAUUACCGUCUCUGCCGGUCAAUCUGGCACUCCUCCAUCACUGUUCAUCGGUGAUGGGUUGAUGGAACUCGGCGAGGGAGACAAGGACUGCCGGCUUAUCAAGGAGAGAUUCAUCUCGAGGCUAGCUGCACUUGGGGUGCAAGUCACCUUGGUGGCAAUCCACAAGAAUUGCUUCUCUAGUGUCUCGGCGAAAGGACGGGCCCAAGCGUUUCAAGUUUACUCACAGGCAGUGCAGAUUAAGGGCAGGGACAACAACGCCAAUGUGAAGUACGCAUGGUAUGCUACCUCGAAGGAAGAGGUACUCAAGAUCUUGUCCUACGGAUUUGGCUUCAGUGGCAAGGCUGAGAACCACGGCUUGUAUGGUUGUGGAGUUUAUUUUGGUCCUUACGAUCGUCCCCUCGAAAGCUAUGAUCGGGUAAAUUUGUAG